GGGAUGUGGAGGCUGCAGUGACAGGAAUCUCCGCCUCCCGGGAGUCCUUGUGUUUCUGGAUUACCUUUAGCUGAACGAGCAGACACAAAGGUGCAAUUGGGGCAGUGCAUGGUCUUCUCUCCCUCAAACUCUCACCUUGACCCCUGGCUUCAGCAUCUUGACUACCUCUGACCUGUAAACCUGACCUGAUCAAAGCACAGUUAUCAUGGCGGCAGCGAAGCCCAAAGGGCAGAACUCGCUGGCUCUCCACAAGGUGAUCAUGGUGGGCAGCGGCGGCGUGGGAAAAUCUGCUUUAACUCUGCAGUUCAUGUAUGAUGAGUUUGUGGAGGACUACGAGCCCACGAAAGCGGACAGCUACAGGAAAAAGGUGGUUCUGGAUGGAGAGGAGGUUCAGAUAGAUAUUCUGGACACGGCCGGACAGGAGGAUUACGCUGCGAUCCGGGAUAAUUAUUUCCGCAGCGGGGAGGGAUUCCUCUGCGUUUUCUCCAUCACUGAACUAGAGUCUUUUGCAGCAACUGCGGAUUUCAGGGAGCAGAUCCUGCGGGUGAAGGAAGAUGAAAACGUGCCCUUUCUUUUGGUGGGAAAUAAAUCUGAUCUGGAGGACAGAAGACAAGUGAGCGCCGACGAGGCCAAAGCCAGAGCGGAUCAGUGGGGCGUUUGCUACGUGGAGACGUCUGCUAAGACACGCGCUAAUGUAGACAAGGUCUUCUUUGACCUCAUGAGGGAAAUCCGCGCCAGGAAGAUGGAGGACAGCAAGGAGAAGAACGGCAAGAAGAAGAGGAAAAGUCUGGCCAAGCGAAUCCGCGAACGAUGCUGCAUUUUAUAGUCUCCGUGCUGGUUUUCUCCCUACUUUUGGCAGAUGUAUGUGUAUGUUCUCUGUUUCUGCUGCCAGUAAUCCUCAUCUGCGGUGUCUCCUGCUGUUUGUGUGUCAGAUGUGGGCUUCUCUGAAGGACCAGGACAGUCUGAACUCUUAGAUCGAUGCGGUAGAGUCUCUUUUAUUCAGUAAUAUUGUCCAGAAGCGCAGGACUCGGCCGGUCUGUGUGGACUCGCUUCCAUAAACCUCCUGUGCAACACGCAGAUCUGACAGCUUUUUUAUUUCAUUCACGUGUCAGAUUUUUGUUUUACGGGCUGUCAGGCCACCAAUUUGAGUUGAAUGGCUGUGUUUUAACAUCAGUCUUGAGUGAUCCAGUGUCGGAUUAAUAAAUAGAGAUG
Danio aesculapii is the source of this 1212-nucleotide messenger RNA. RefSeq names its product v-ral simian leukemia viral oncogene homolog Aa (ras related) (gene ralaa). Gene Ontology annotation, cellular component: plasma membrane. Gene Ontology annotation, molecular function: GTPase activity; GDP binding; GTP binding. The transcript is spliced from 5 exons. Gene Ontology annotation, biological process: Ras protein signal transduction; regulation of exocytosis. Lineage: Eukaryota; Metazoa; Chordata; Actinopteri; Cypriniformes; Danionidae. The coding region runs from base 206 to 826 and encodes 206 amino acids. The record is from RefSeq and is a predicted model, not a curated record.